GCCCGCCAGCUUGCCUGCCUAAGCGCGCCAUUGCCCGCCGUCGGAGGGAUACUGUGCGACCGUCGGUGAAAACCCGCGUGUGCCUCCUGGUCCGAGAGCCGACGACAUGCCGUGUGUGGCGGACUGGCUGAACUGCCCCCUCAGUAUCGUGCAAGGCAUCUUCUCUCAAAAUAGCCUGAAUCCUGAAUGGGAGAGAAAAGUAACGGAAUACUUCAGAGAGAAGCUGAAAGAAAAUAAUGCUACUAACUGGGUGCCUUCAUUGAAUGAUGUCCCUCUACAUUAUCUGAAGCCAAACAGUUUAGUGAAAUUUCGCUGUAUGGUUCAAGAUAUGUUUGAUCCUGAAUUUUAUAUGAAUGUUUAUGAAACAAUUGACAUACAUACUAAAUCAUGUGUUUUGCAUUUUGGAAAAUACAGAGAUGUAGCAGAAUGUGGGCCUCACCAGGAAAUAGACUUAAACCCUAAACAAAUAGUAACGGGAGACAGACAAACUUUUUACUGCGUUCCAGUGCCUGGAGAGUCGGCAUGGGUGAAAGAAGCCUAUACCAGUGCAAGUCAAGCUCGAGUUUGCCCUUCAACAUCCUAUACACCAAGUCGCCACAAGAGGAGUUAUGAGGAAGAUGAAGAUAUGGACUUGCAUCCAUCCAAACAGAGAGAGCAACAUCUGGGAAGUGUGCCUGAUAUCCAUGGGAGUGGAGAGCCAAAGCGAUUAGAAACAGAAGCAUCUGCAAGACAUCAGACGAACUCCUUAAAUUGCUCACCUCCGCUAGAUCUAAACUUUCCACUUCCAGGAGAGAAAGGCCCUGCAUGUCUUGUGAAGAUAUAUGAAAACGGGGAUAAUUUCAAAGUGAAUGAUGUUCUUGAGGUGUAUGGGAUUUUAUCUGUCGAUCCAGUCCUGAACAUGGUGAACAACGAAGAUAGGGAGAAUUCAUCCUCUCCAGUGGAGUCUAUGGAAUGUAUGGACACAAUGGAAGAACAGAGGGUUCAUAGUCCCCCAGCCUCAUUAGUUCCCAGAAUCCAUGUGAUUUUAGCACAGAAACUUCAACACAUAAAUCCAUUAUUGCCUGCCUGCCUUAAUGAAGAGGAAAGCAAGAGCUUUGUUUCUAGUUUUAUGUCUGAACUGUCACCAGUCAGAGCAGAGCUUCUUGGCUUCCUCACUCAUGCCUUCUUGGGAGACAGCCUGGCUGCUGAGUACCUUAUAUUGCAUCUCAUUUCCACAGUCUAUGCAAGAAGAGAUGUCCUUCCUCUGGGAAAAUUCACUGUCAACAUAAGCGGCUGUCCAAGAAAUAAUGUCUACACGGAGCACAUAUACCAUAUUAUUCAACAGCUAGUACCCGCAUCCUAUCGCCUGCCCAUGACCAUAGAGAACAUGAACUGCUUAAAAUUUAACCCCCACAAGGACUACACAGCUAACCGCUUAGUCAGUGGAGUACUACAGCUGGCAAGCAAUACCUCCCUUGUGAUAGAUGAGACUCUGCUUGAGCAAGGACAGCUUGACACUAGAGGUGUUCACAAUGUGACAGCACUAGGUCACCUGAUAACUUGGCAGAAGGUGGAUUAUGACUUCAGUUACCACCAGAUGGAAUUCCCAUGCAACAUUAAUGUCCUUAUCACUUCAGAGGGCAGAUCACUCCUACCGUCCGACUGCCAAGUCCACCUGCAGCCGCAGCUCAUUCCCCCCAACAUGGAAGAGUACAUGAGCAGCCUUCUCACAGCAGUGCUGCCAUCUGUCCUCAACAAGUUCCGCAUUUAUCUAAGCUUGCUGAGACUGCUGGAUUACAGUAUAUCUGAUGAAGUGACCAAGGCAGUAGAAGAUGAUUUUGUGGAAAUGCGUAAAAAUGACCCUGAGAGUAUCACAGCUGAUGAUCUUCAUAGAACUCUGCUUGUGGCAAGGUUCCUUUCUCUGAGUGCUGGGCAGACGACGUUGUCAAGAGAGAGAUGGCUCAGAGCAAAGCAGUUGGAGGCACAGCGUAAAGUGAGACUACAGCAGCAGAAGUGUGUAAAUGGAAAUGAACUCUAAAGCUACAGCUCCCAUUUUGCUUUGAUGACUGCAACUUUUGCCUAAUCUGUGGAGCUAGUACGAAGGGUGCUAGCUUAUGUUUAUAUUGGGUUUUGUAGAUAAUUUGUACCAGAAUGUUAUGGCUGUUUACUCAAACUUGGACACAAUUUGUGGUGUUCAACAGAUUUAACACCGAUCAUAAAAUUUUGGAGCUUGUUUUGUAACUGAACUAGAAACAAUGGAACAAUUAUUGUUUGAUAUUAAAAGUUUACUAUAAAAAU
Molecule: messenger RNA, 2277 nt
Organism: Lacerta agilis (Sand lizard)
Lineage: Eukaryota; Metazoa; Chordata; Lepidosauria; Squamata; Lacertidae
Gene: MCMBP
Product: minichromosome maintenance complex binding protein
Exons: 16
Coding region: 107-2017 (636 amino acids)
Biological process (GO): DNA-templated DNA replication
Molecular function (GO): chromatin binding
Source: RefSeq, a predicted model, not a curated record